Apodemus sylvaticus (European woodmouse) is the source of this 1910-nucleotide messenger RNA. It is a transcript of the gene Agpat2, whose product is annotated as 1-acylglycerol-3-phosphate O-acyltransferase 2. The record is from RefSeq and is a predicted model, not a curated record. Lineage: Eukaryota; Metazoa; Chordata; Mammalia; Rodentia; Muridae. Gene Ontology annotation, cellular component: membrane; endoplasmic reticulum. Bases 147 to 830 code for a protein of 227 amino acids. The transcript is spliced from 5 exons. Gene Ontology annotation, molecular function: 1-acylglycerol-3-phosphate O-acyltransferase activity. Gene Ontology annotation, biological process: phosphatidic acid biosynthetic process.
GAGGGGCGGGGCGGGAACGGGGCGGGACGGCCGCACCUAGCUCUGGGCUUCCAGCCCGGCCCGCCCUCUACCCUCGGCGCUCCUCAAAAGGGGCGCGGGCGGCGGACGGCGGACGGCGGCGCCGUCGGGGCUGGGGUGCGGCCGCCAUGGACCCGUGGCCGUGGCUGACGGCGGCGCUGCUGCUGCUGUUGCUGCUUGUGCAGCUGAGCCGCACAGCCAGGUUCUACGCCAAGGUCGGUCUCUACUGCGUGCUCUGCGUGUCCUGCUCCGCCGCGGCCUCGAUCGUCUGCCUGCUGCGCAACGGCGGCCGCACCGUGGAUAACAUGAGCAUCAUCAGCAGGUUCGUCCGGUCCUUCAAGUACGUGUAUGGCCUUCGCUUUGAGGUCAGUGGACAGAAGAAGCUGGAGGUAGAUGGUCCCUGCGUCAUCAUCUCUAAUCACCAGAGCAUCCUGGACAUGAUGGGUCUCAUGGAAAUACUCCCUAAGCGCUGUGUACAGAUCGCCAAACGUGAGCUAAUGUUCACAGGGCCCGUGGGCCUCAUCAUGUACCUUGGGGGUGUCUACUUCAUCAACCGGCAGCAAGCCAGAACUGCUAUGUCCGUGAUGGCCGACCUGGGUGACCUCAUGGUCAAGGAGAACCUCAAAGUGUGGAUCUACCCGGAGGGCACGCGCAACGACAAUGGGGACCUGCUGCCCUUUAAAAAGGGCGCCUUCUACUUGGCUAUCCAGGCCCAGGAAAGGGCUCCCCACCAGCUCAGCCCCUACCACUCGGACAGGUUGGUGGCCACUGGCAGCUCUAAGAGCUUGAACACCAGCCUCCCCACACUCUAGCUGCCCAGGUAGGUAGCCCCCUUCAUUUAGGGGUUCAUGGAAAGUGGAGGUGGGCGGCCAGUGGGUGGUCAGUGUACUAAGGCAGAUGUGCCUUGAAGCCCCCUGAUGCCCUGGCCCUGGGCUUUGACCAUAGCGAGGCUAGGAGUGGGCACAGGCUAAGGCAAACCCAGUUCUGAGUAGUACCCAUGACCUUUGUCCUGGACCCUGGACUUCCCUUGCCCUUAGCCUGUGGUAGGGGAAGGAAGUGUGUAUCCCUGAGUGUCUGCCAUGCCCCUCGUCCCAGCUGUGUGGGGAAAGCAGCCACUGGGUGGACAGGGGAAGGAAUUUUACCCUGCUGUACCCAAGCCUAUACAAGGUGGCAUGUACCGUUCCCCUGGGGUUCCCUUCGGUUCCAGGGGGGUUGGGAAACUCAGGCUGGAACAGGAGACUGCACUGUGACCUCUGAUCUGUCUAGUGACCAGGUGGUCCUUGGGCCUGGGAUUGAAGUCAUGGUCUUCCUUGGCUUUGAGGUAUUGGUAAAUUCUUGGGAAAGAGAAAAACUAGGGGCUGUGGUGAGGGCAGAAGAAUCCAGACCUAUCGUUUCCUGCCCCUCCCCCAGGGCCUGACUAGGGUGCAGCCUACCUGCGUUCUUGCCCAGGCUUUGGCGCCCAGGGUUAAUUAUUACCCCCAGUACCGCCUGCUCCCACUGGAGUUGACCCUGGGGCCUUCCAGGAAUGCCAACAGGCCCCAGCCCCUCUCCACUAGUUUCCUGGGGAUGGGGUGGGAGGGCAGAGAAGGGUCCAUCCUCCACCUUCCCAGUGCUAUGAAGCCCCUCACUACGAUUUCUAGGAUAUUUUAUGACCCAGCCAGGGGUUGGGGGGGCAUAACAAACAAGUACUAGCCCAGGGGGCUUCCUGGAGGAGGUGGUGUGGCAAAUGGGAUGAGUCUGUGGCACUUCAGGCCACCUGGGCGGAGGCCAGGCACAGCUCCCUGUGCUGCUGUCCUGCAGCUUGAUCCCUGUCUGCAGGUGCCCAUCAUCCCUGUGGUGUACUCCUCUUUUUCUUCCUUCUACAAUGUCAAGACGAAGCUCUUCACCUCAGG